Paramuricea clavata is the source of this 3771-nucleotide messenger RNA. The record is from the annotation of a GenBank genome assembly. NCBI's taxonomy places the organism in Eukaryota, Metazoa, Cnidaria, Anthozoa, Malacalcyonacea, Plexauridae.
AUGGGUUCGGUGCACAGCGAGGUUCCCACAGUUUCAGACGCAACAACUAUGAACCCAACUUCAGGGCUCGGGGGAGGAGCUCGCGAGGAUUAUAUUGCCAACAGCCCUUCAACCCAGCAACAUCCAGUUAAAGCAGCAAGGUAUGUAUGUGAGUUCUUUCCCUUUAGCAGGGCGUGUAAAGCAUUAUUCCCAAAACUGGGCAUUGAUAAGCAACGACCCAUUGGGUUAUAGAGACAGGUCAGGGAUAUCAUAUCGAUCUUUUGUAGGUUCCGUUUCAGCAUGCCCUGUCCUUGCUACGUGUUCACAACAGAGAGCAGAGUGCUCUAAUCGACUUAGAGGUCAAUCAAAUGCCCGAGAAAGCAAAAGUCCACCCACUUCGGUUUAUUUGGAAGGAAACAAUGUACGAGUUUGCAUGCCUACCCUUCGGACUGUCAAGUGCCCCUCGGGUGUUCACAAAGUUAAUGAAACCUGUGGUUGCCCAAUUAAGGAAACAGGGUAUUCGUCUUAUUAUAUACCUGGACGACAUACUUAUUAUGGCCGAGAAAGAAACCCUAGCCAAUCAACAUGCACAGACAACUUGCAAUCUUCUGGAGGCUCUAGGGUUUGUGAUAGACUAUCAGAAAUCCAACCUCAUCCCAUCCAAAAAGAUGGAAUUUCUGGGAUUUUUAGUCGAUUCCCAAGCACUGACCCUUGCUCUUCCUCGCGACAAAAUUCGAAGAGUAAAGAAAGAGUGUCAGAAUCUCCUGGAUUUGCAGGUUGUCGCGGUGCGAGAACUGAUCCAGGCUGUCUUUCCAGCCCCCCUACACUUCCGCCACUUACAGGAAUGCAAACCCCUUCAAGUUGACCCCUUCAAGUUGACCAUACAGGCCAAAGAGGAGCUGGUGUGGUGGAGAGACAACCUGGAUGCUUGGAAUGGAAAAGCCUUGGUUUCAGGGAGUCCAGACCUGGUUAUAGAGACCGACGCAUCCCAAAAGGGUGGGAAGCAGUUUGCAUGGGAACGUCCACAGGGGGGGAGUGGUCCCAAGCAGAAUCCUCUCUCCACAUCAAUUGUUUGGAGCUUCUGGCCGGGGCCUUUGCUGUGAAAACAUUUACCAAAGGCAAGGCCAGGAUGACUGUUCGUUUGCUGAUGGACAAUGUGUCCGCAGCUGCACACUACAUAAACAAGAUGGGGGGUCCAAAUCCCCAGUUUUAGCUCGACCAGUACUCGACCUUUGAGAUUGGUGCAUACAGCACGAAAUCCUUGUAGACGCCGAAUAUCUCCCAGGAGUGCUAAAUGUUCGGGCAGACAGGGAGUCCAGAGUAAUGUUGGAUCGUCACGAUUGGAAGCUAGACCCCCAGGUGUUUUCCACAAUAAAUCAGUUGUGGGGCCCACUAGAGGUAGACCUCUUUGCUUCCCGGUUGAUAACCCAGCUCCCAAGAUUUUACAGCUGGAGACCCGACCCACAGGCAGAUGCCUCAGAUGCAUUUACCCAGGACUGGAGCAAGGUGAAGGGAUAUGCCUUCCCUCCAUUUGCUCUAGUGGGCAGAUGCCUCAAGAAACUUUUAGACCAGAGUGUCCCGUUUCUAGUACUGAUUGCACCUCUUUGGCAAUCCCAGCCGUGGUGGUAUCCACUUCUCCUACAGAGUUGUAUAGCGGCACCAAUUCUACUGCCCCACUAUCAAGGCCUCUUAACACGCCAGAUGGAGAUGCAUCCAUUAGACAAUCUCCAGCUAGCAGGUUGGCUGCCAUCAGCCAAUCAUACACUCAAGCAGACUUUUCACAACCAGCUCAAGAAUUGUUGUUGGCAGCAUGGCGCAAAGGCACAGCAACUACCUAUGCUUCUGCUUGGAGAAAGUGGGAUAGCUGAUGUGGUGGGCGGCAAAUUAGUUCAGUUCAUGCCCCAAUAGAAGCAAUUCUUGAGUUUUUAACAACAGAAUAUAACUCGGGUAAAGCGUACAGAACCUUAAACGUUUAUAGGUCGGCUAUAUCCAGCACCCAUGCUCACAUUGAUUUUGUGCGAGUGGGUGAGCACCCUUUAGUAGUUCAGCUAUUAAAAGGUGCAUAUAACUUGCGACCACCCCUGCCAAGGUACUCCAGCAUGUGGGAUGUUGGAGCUGUGUUGUCCUUUAUAGAAUCCAAAGGUACAAAUAACAACUUGACACUUAAGGGAUUUAUCAUAAAAGUUAGGCAUGCUUCUUGCUUUCACUGCAAUUGAAAGGGUCUCAGAGGUCAUUGCUCAUGACCUGCGAUAUCGCCAUUACUCACAGCAUGGAGUAAUGUUCCAUCUACCGGAACUUACUAAAAACUCUAAAGUUGGGUCAACGCUAAAAUCAUCGUUUCAUGCUAGUUUUCCCAGCAAUCCUAAGCUGUGUGUUAUCGAGUGUUUGAGAGAAUAUGAAAAACGAACAUCGGGCUUUCGCCCUAAAGAUCCUUCUAUGCCUAACAAACUGCUGCUGUCGCAUAUAAAACCCCACAAACCGAUCUCUUCGGCGACUUUGGGUAGGUGGUUGAAGGAUAUAAUUUCCAGGGCUGGUAUUGACACUGAUAUAUUUAAAGCCCAUUCUGUUAGAGGAGCUGCAGCUACGUCCUCCUUUAACAUAGGGAUCCCUCUUCAAGAUAUUCUAAAAUUGGCUGAUUGGUCUACUGAUUCUACAUUUAGACGUUUUUAUUACAAACCGACUAUCAACCAUUAGUGGCUCGAUCUCUACUAAUGAACACGAGUUAUUGUUGCUUUAAUAUAUGAAGCGACUGUUUCGAAGUAUAAUCACAGAUUAUACAAGGGCUGCUUGCUGCCUGAAGUAUAAGAUGGAUUAUACGAGAGUAAAGGAGACGAACAUAACAAUUUAUGUCCCUCCCUCCUCGCCCAGAGUAUAAAGAGAAACUCGUGUUCAUGUUGCAGGGAUUUGUUUAUGUUUACAUUUGUGUUUGUGUAUGCACUUUCUUCCUUUACAGUGACAUCCUGAAGACGCUUGUUUGGUGUUUUGUUCAUAAUAAAAUGGCAAAGAAGAAAUGGACGCGCAGAGACUUAUGGGAGUGUUAAAGUUUAUGUUAAUUUAUGUUAAUUUAGUUAAAUCGCUGUAUUUUAAGUAGUUUGGAGCGAAAUAAAGUUGGUUAGACAUUGUUAUAUGAGGCGACUGUUUCGAAGUAUAAUCCAUCUUAUACUUCAGGUCGCAAGCGGCCCUUGCGUAAUCUGUGAUUAAAUUUUAUAUCCAACAUGGUUUUCUUUGUGCCAUAGCGACGUCUUCCGUAUGGGAAGUAAUACGAUCGCACUUGACACUAUAUAUACAGCAGCCAGGAUAUACGGGGGCAUAUACAUUGAUUUGAUUGUACAAGGUCAAUGGAAAAGACAUGAUCCGGCUUUUAAGACCACAAAUAAUAUAAUCUUUUCCUUAUAUAGUAAACUUCGUUGAAAUAUAAAUUAGAUAUACUCCUACACACAAUCACAAGACAAGUCGUGCACGAUCUCGUGCACGAAAUGUAUUAUUUUUAUACAUGUUCAAGAUUAGUAUAGAAUUUACAGAUUCGUCAUAGGGUUAGGGCUGUAUCCGAAAAAUUUGAUUGCAGUUCAUAUCUGCAGUCGUUACCAUUUUUACCCGCCACACCAAACUAAGUGUUCGACAGAAAUUAAAAACUGAAACAAAAAUACGGCAGUUGUCAUGGAAGAGAAGAAAAUUUCAAAUUUGGCUUCUCCAAGCAGCCUAUAUACCGUAUAGUUGGCUAUCAAUUACAUACGUAAAAAUCUCACCGUUUGUCAACAAGGUGUGUUUGUAUUGCUUUUUCCCAGUUGACAA